This is a messenger RNA of Durio zibethinus, 1117 nucleotides long. RefSeq names its product late embryogenesis abundant protein At1g64065-like. The record is from RefSeq and is a predicted model, not a curated record. NCBI's taxonomy places the organism in Eukaryota, Viridiplantae, Streptophyta, Magnoliopsida, Malvales, Malvaceae.
CCAUCAAUAUUUCACUAUGACAAUUUGUUUAUUUCUAUGUUAAAUUCACCGCCCUAAUGAUUUUGGAGUACUAUAUAUAUCAGAUUGCUUUGGUGAAGUUGCCACAAACUUUCUCAAUUCAGUUUAAACAUCAAGAAAAGUGAUAAAUUAGAGAAUAUUUUUCUUUUCAGUUUCUGAGCUAGCAAAAGAAAAAUGGCUGAGAAAGACCAGCAGAUGCAUCCCCUAGCACCGGCCAACGAGCACCCGAGAAGUGAUGGAGAAUCAGCCAGUUUGCAAUUGGAAGAGCUCAAAAGAAAGAAAAGAAUCAAAUAUGCUGUGUAUAUUGCCGCUUUUGUGGUGUUCCAAACUAUUGUCAUCCUGGUUUUUGCACUAACUGUCAUGCGGGUUAAGAACCCAAAGGUGAGAAUUGGAAGAGUCACCAUUGAAACAAUGGAAACUAAUAACACCGGCACUGCUGCUGCUGCUCCUUCAUUUGACCUCAAGUUCAUUGCCCAAGUUACAGUAAAAAACACCAAUUUUGGUCAUUACAGAUUUGAUUACAGUACUCUGACAUUCCUGUACGAUGGUGUAAUAGUAGGGGAGGCGAUUAUUCCUAAGGCCAGGGCCAGGGCUCGUUCGACCAAAAGAUUGGAUGUUACAGUGGAAGUAAACUCCAGAGCAUUGCCCAGCACUACAGGACUUGCCUCUGAACUGAGUUCCAAUAUAUUGACAUUGAACAGCCAUGCCAAGUUGACAGGAAAAGUGGAACUGAUGAAACUGAUGAAGAAAAGGAAAUCCCCAGAGAUGAAUUGUACCCUCACAUUCGAUGUUUCAACAAGGAAUCUCCAAGAUCUGAACUGCAAAUGACGACAACUUGGUUUUCAAGUUCUUUGGUUUUUUUUAAUACUAUGUUAUGUGAGAAAUUAUACGCCGACAUAUAUUUAUUUUGUUCACAGCAUUAUAUAUGCUAGAUGACGAUCUCCUUGUGUGUACAGAUACAUCUUAUACAGGAUGUCAUCAUAUACAUUUAUUAUUGUUGAAUUUUUAUUUCAUUUUUGUUUUUAUGCUUACUGGUUUUGGUUCUUACUUCCUUUUCUUUAACAUUUAUGAUUCUUAGCAAGAUUAAGGGAACUUAAGA